CGCAGAAAACGAAAGAAGAUUAGAACUCAUCAACCGCUGGAACAAACACGUUAGUUAGUUCUCGAUUGCGUAGAUUAUUUUCGUGAACCGGUUGUUCAUUUCGUGGCUUUUCGGUGUACGUGAAGUUUCGCGACAAUAUUUUUACAAUUAUCGGUACCUAUUUCCUCAAAAACAUUUAAUAGUGAAGAAUACUGCAGUAAUUGGAUAAUUGAAGAGUUCUAAUUUCUAAAAUUCAAGUAAAAAUGUUGAAUAACAAGAAAAGAAGAUGGGAAUUACUGUUUUCAAUAUGUUUUUUAGCAUUAACUGUUGUACAAGCACAAAAAAGGCCUCCUAAUUAUAGUCAAGAUGAUAUGCCAAUUACGAGUUUUAGUUGUCACAAUAGAAUUGUCGGUGGCUAUUAUGCUGAUCCAGAAACUGAUUGUCAGAUGUUUCACGUUUGCGUGAAUGUACCAGGCGUUGGGAUCCAAGAUUUUAGAUUUUUAUGUCCCAAUGACACGACGUUUGAUCAAGAACAUCAAAUUUGUGAUGAUUGGUACAACAUCGAUUGUGAAUUAGCUCAAUAUGAUAGUUUCGAUCUAUACAGAAUAGGGGUCGAUAAUGAAAUCAAAAAACCAUCUAUACCCAAGAAACCUGUGAUAGCCAAUAAAGGCACUCCUAUUCCAUUGGGACCCUCUAGCACUGUGAAACCAUUGAAUGUUGUCGCCCCCAAGAAAAAUAUCUACACUUCAGUGAACAAUGGAAUUAGCGACGAUGAAGAUUAUUAUAGCAAGCAUGGUAACGCUGUAUCUGACGAAUCCAAAGUUCCCAACGAUAUUUUAAGAGGUAGCCACUCCAGCAAUUUUUACGACAGUAAAACCAAAGGCAGAGAAGAUUACGAAAACGACUACGUAGCACCGAAUACUGGAGUGAAAAAACAAGAACUCAGUCAACCAUCCGAUGGUAAAAAGCACAAAACUCUCGUGAGAAAGCUGGCCAGUAAACGUCCAGUUCAAAACCACAACAACCAACAGAACUACAACAACGUCAAUUACAAUCCAGCUCAAAAUACCCAACGAGCGCAGAAUAAUCAAAGCGAAUUCGCCAACAAUGCCAAUCAACAGCAGAAAAAUCGAGGCAAUGUAAACUACAAUACUUACACAAAAUCGCAACAACAAGAUUUCCAAGAUUUCCAACGCAUACCAGCCACCGGUGGUCCAAAUCUGUAUCAAAAAAUCAACAAUUUGACCGAAGAGAAUAAUUACCAAGAGAAGAAACAAGAUGCGAACAGGAAUUACGAAAGCACCAAUAACUUCAGGUCGCAAUCGAAAUUCAGACCUUCGUCGAAAUUCACCACCGCUGUUCCCAUCACCACUGCUGAAGUACGUCUGCCAUCAACCGAAUACUUGCAAAAUAUCGCCAAUAACUUCCAGCAACCAGCUACCCUGAUCAACAACCAAUUACAAGACAGUGGAGAAUAUCGUAAACCAACAGAAUAUCAAGGAUAUAACAACCAAGCCUACGAUUAUACCUAUCAACAAUUCAAACAACCGACUAGUAACCAAGCUCCUACCGCGAAAUAUCAAACUGUAUCUUCGCAAAAAUACUACGAAACUUCUACGGCUUUCCCCGAUCAACGGAAAUCCACUGAAUUCCAAAGCUUCUAUUACCAACCUAAUACUACAGUUUUUGAUUAUCUCAAGUAUUAUCAAACUUCGACGACCAGUUACCAACAAAAAGCUAAAAAUUACUACUCGACCACUACCACAACCACAUCGACGCCAAAAUACGAUCCAUACGCCACGUUCCAAAAAUCGAACGAGAAAUACGACGAAGAUGAAUUCUUAAAAACUGCCCCUAGUUCGAAUUUGAAACCAAGCGAUUUGAAUACCAUUUAUAAUCAGAAGAAAAACGCCUACAUUAACGCUACCUUGAAAGCAGCCUAUAACAUCGAACCACACAAGGCCAGUUACUAUCAAGCUAUAGCCACAUCUUCGCAAGCACCACGAGUCAAUUACAAUCCAACGACCACUCCAGCUACGAAAAAUUAUUACCAAACUCCAACCACGACUCAAAAUAUUUACCAACCGGCUGUAAGCAGUGCCCAGCAGAAUUAUCAACAAUCGGCAGCUAGUCCUCAGCAACCAAACAAUUACUACCAGACCUUCAGCACAGCCGCCCCACAAAAGAAUUACUACCAGUCAUCUGCUACGAAUGCUCCACAAAACACAUAUUUCUCACCCGCAGCCACCAAUGCACCACAAUUCUACCAAUCGGUAGCUACGAGCACCCCUCAACCUCAAAAUAAUUUCUAUCGUCAAGACGCUGUGAACACUCAACAAACUAAUUUCUACCAAUCUCCAGCCACCAAUGUACCUCAAAAUAACUUCUAUCCUUCGGUUGCCACUAAUCCACCUCAAAACGUGAACUACCAAGCUGCAACUAACACCCCUCAAAAUAAUAAUUUCCAAACAGUGACGACUAAAUUGCCACAAAAACCCAAUUAUCAACCAGCUGCAGCCAAUCCAACGAAGCCUGCCUCGGGAAAGCAAACAUCUUUUACAGCAGCUCCUACUUCGAAAACAUCCUUAGCAAAUAACCAAACCAAGAAACCAGGCAAUGAAAAAGCUGAUUACGAUUAUGCUUACUACGAUAAUGGAGGUGGCUCGGCUGAAUACGACACUAUUGACGCCGUUGGCGAAGAUUUUGCCAGAAUUAAGAAAACCAAACAGUAAAGAGAAGCCAUAAAAAAUUAACUUAGUGUACUUUUGUGAAAUGAGACUGCGUCUUUAUUAUUUCUCUAGUUGAGUCGAGAGUGUAAUUAGUAAGCGUAAGGUAUUGCAGAACGAAAAAUAUUUUUCUGCCAUAAUUCGUGAAAAUAAAAUUAAUAGGUACCGAUAGAUUAUAGGUACCUAUUCUAUGAAACAAUGGCGAUUCGUGGAAACAUUCAAAUUUACCUAUAAGUUAUUGAAAAAAUAUUUGUUAAAAAUAGUCAAUAAAAGUGUAAAUAAAUUUAUGACAUUUAUAUUUUAAGUGAGUAGGCAUUUGCCUGAUUUUCAGUUAUAUUUAUCUUAUUUUAUACCUACGUAUGUAUAUCUUAGGUGUAUCUUCUUUGAUAUUUGCCUAUCCGUUGUAAUAACGUGAGGGAAAAAAUCGUGUGCAUUUCUUUACCUAAAAAUUACUUUUAUUUUUAUUUUCCCAUGUAAGUAUUGUACAGAAAUAUGAUUAUUUUUGUUUCAUUUUUAUUGUUAUAAAAAAUGUUUCUAUUGCGCGCGUGUACGUCGUGCUUAGUUUUUUAUUUCAUAUAGAUAGGUAGGUACAUACAUUUGUAUGUUUAAAUAUAUAAUACCUGAUUUUUUAUUUUUUUUUCAAUGAAAAAUGCAGCUCAGCUAUGAUUAGCUGUGAUAUUUGUUAGUAAAUUAAUGAAGUCAGUUUUCAAUGACAUACUUACCUAAAUCUAAGAACUUGCCUCGAGAAUUAUCAAUGUAAUGAGAAAUUUGAAUACCAUCAUGUCAGAAAAAGUGAUUACAAUAUAAAUAAACGUAUUUGUACAGGUUUUUAA
Molecule: messenger RNA, 3538 nt
Organism: Planococcus citri (citrus mealybug)
Lineage: Eukaryota; Metazoa; Arthropoda; Insecta; Hemiptera; Pseudococcidae
Product: probable serine/threonine-protein kinase clkA
Exons: 6
Coding region: 243-2711 (822 amino acids)
Cellular component (GO): extracellular region
Molecular function (GO): chitin binding
Source: RefSeq, a predicted model, not a curated record